Python bivittatus (Burmese python) is the source of this 3309-nucleotide messenger RNA. Lineage: Eukaryota; Metazoa; Chordata; Lepidosauria; Squamata; Pythonidae. The record is from RefSeq and is a predicted model, not a curated record.
GAUGCAGAAAUUGGCUAGCCAGUACUUAAAGAAAGAAUGGCCUGGUGUGAAAGCAGAUGAGCGAAAUGAUUUUAGGAGCCUGUAUCCUGUAUGGAAAUCAUUUCUCGAAAGCACAGGGCAAGUGGCUCAGUCCAGACUCAAUAUCUGCGAAAACUAUAAGAAUCUAAUUUCGGAACCCGCCAGGGCAGUGAAGUGCUUUAAAGAACAGCAGCUGAAAAAGUGUGUGGACCAGCUGAUCAGGAUCCAGACCGAACUUCAAGAGACUGUCAAAGAUUUAGCUAAGGGCAAGAAGAAGUACUCUGAAAUGGAGCAGAUGGCCCAUGCUGUCCGUGAAAAGGCUGAUAUUGAGGCCAAGUCUAAACUUAGUCUUUUUCAGUCGAGGAUAAGCUUACAGAAAGCAAGUGUAAAGUUAAAAGCACGCCGGUCUGAGUGUAAUUCUAAAGCUACUCAUGCGAGGAAUGAGUAUCUUCUCACAUUAGCAGCUGCGAACGCACAUCAAGAUCGCUACUAUCAAACAGACUUGGUAAACAUUAUAAAGGCUCUUGAUGGGAAUGUAUAUGAUCACCUUAAGGAUUAUUUAAUGGUAUUCAGCAGGACUGAAUUAGAAAUAUGCCAAUCUGUACAAAGCACAUUCCAGUUUCUUUUGGAGACUUCAAGCCGGGUAGUGCGAGAUUACAAUUUUCAGCUAUUCUUGCAAGAAAACUCUGUGUUUCAUAAGCCACAGUUGUUCCAGUUCCAGCCCUGCGACAGUGACACCAGUUUUAGUGCCGUUCAGCUGGUGGAUAUUGAGCCCUCCCUUGUCAGUGCUCUGAGAAUGACCUUAGUGGAGAGCCGGCAACUGGAAUCUGAGACGGGGACAACCGAAGAGCACAGCUUGAACAAGGAAGCCAGAAAGUGGGCUACUCGCGUAGCACGUGAGCACAAAAACAUCGUCCACAGUCAACGGACUCUGGAGGAGCUGGAAUGCCAUGGGCCGGUGGCGACCGAACAGAGCCGAGCAGAGCUAGAGCAGAAGAUCGAUGAAACCAGGGAGAACAUUCGCAAAGCUGAGAUCAUAAAAUUGAAAGCAGAAGCUCGCCUUGACCUCCUGAAGCAAAUUGGAGUUUCGGUGGAUACGUGGCUGAAAAGUGCAAUGAAUCAAGUGAUGGAAGAACUGGAGAACGAGCGGUGGGCCAGUCUCCCAGCCCUUGCCAACAACGGCUCUUCACACUUGCUAAAUGUUGACCUAGAAAGGGAAGAAGGAGAAGAAGUGGAAGAUGGUAUGGAUGCUUUUGAUGACAGCAACUCCAGUCCUUCUGGCACACUCCGAAAUUACCCGUUGACCUGCAAAGUUGUUUAUUCAUACAAGGCUUCGCAGCCGGAUGAAUUAACUAUCGAGGAACACGAGGUUUUGGAAGUGAUAGAAGAUGGAGAUAUGGAAGACUGGGUAAAGGCCCGAAAUAAGUCAGGCCAUGUUGGCUACGUCCCGGAGAAAUAUUUGCAGUUCCCGACCUCAAACAGCCUCUUGAGCAUGUUGCAGUCCCUGGCAGCGUUAGACAGCCGGUCGCAUACUUCCAGCAAUUCAGCCGAAGCCGAGCUAGUCUCGGGAAGCCUUAAUGGAGACUCCAGUGUCUGUUUUGUAAAAGCACUUUACGAUUACGAGGGCCAGACCGAUGACGAGCUCUCCUUUCCGGAGGGAGCGAUAAUCCGCAUCCUGCCGCAACCGAACGACUGCCUUUCAAAGUCUUCUUCAGGCCGUGCCGUUGCCUUUCCUGUGCUAUCCAGACGCGAAGGGCUGUCUUUAUUUUGUUGGGAAGAGAAUCUCCCCGUUUCCCCGCAGGUCUUUCCGUCUCCAAAGCCCCAAAACUCUCUGGCGCCACUGCCCCUGUACGACCAGCCCCCGACCAGUCCUUUCCCAAGUCCUGACAAAAGAGGAGCCCAAGGCUUCCCGCGGUCUCCAUCGGCCAACGUUUCAGAAAACAACCUCACUUCAAAUUCCCCUGGAUUUUCCCAGCCACCACGACUUCUUCCUGAAAGCACUUCAUAUGGCAAACUGAGACCUGUGCGGGCUGCUCCACCACCACCCACCCAACAUCGUAGGCCCCCCGAGAAGAUCGAAGACGUGGAAAUCACCUUGGUGUGACCGAAGGGAGGAGCCACCUCACAGCGCUAGAGUCCAGGCCAAAUGCUGGCGGUGCUUCGUUCACCGCCCUCGUAAGGCACGUUUGUUUGACGGAGGAGACUCUUUAAAAGAUCGAGGAGAAACAGGAAGGUCUUCCAGGAACACUGAUGUGUUGGUAGAUUCUUCUUCCCGUGGUCAUGGAUAUUUUGUGCCUUUUUUAUUUGUGGUUGUUCGGUUUCACUUUAUAGAUCCACCCUCGUAGCACAAAGCAAGCAGCCAUGCCUUUUCAGCUGAACGUCAGCUAAUUUCCUUUUUAGGGGUGCACCAGAGCACCUUCCUCCCUGCUACAUGUGGCCAGUCUACAAAUUACAGCCAUACGAUGACAACAUUAGUUGGGGUAAGUGGCCUCACCCCAACAGGGUCUGAUUCAUCCUUCUACCUGGUGACUUCCAGAUGUGGCAGGACCUUGAUCCUCAUCACUGCCGCUCAGCACGCCCACCGGCCUUGUGAGCUGGGGCUGCAGUCGCAACAUCUGGAAGCUGCCACGUUUAGACCGGCGACUUUCCUUCCUCAGCCCGGUGAACAUUUCUUUGGCACUUGAGGAGGAAAGAUCGGGGUUACCGUUUGCAGCAUUCACAGCGGAUCACGAGAGGAGGGCUUUUCUGCAUAGGGAGUGUAAUCUGUAGACCUGCUCCAAAUCAUGGCAUAUAUAUACCAUGUGCAUUAGUGCAGAAUAUUACUGUUGUCAUAGGAAUGUAUUAAAAUCUUUUUUUCAACCUUUUCAAGUAGCAUCACCUAUAUGGUCAGAACAUACGGAACAGAAAAGGCAGCACACGAGUGUCAGUUUAAGAAGAGGCUGGCCCCUCUUUUUUUUUGCCUCCCCUUUUCUCUCCUCCCCACACCUUGAGGUGGAAAAAAAAAGUUCUACAAAAGCACGGCAGAUCUUAAGGGAGUUAAACAAGGGCCUUGUCCCUCUUCCAGAAUGGACAGUGAAACCUGAGCAUUGUGUUCCUUUUGUACUGAUAUUUACGCAGUGGAUUAUCUACUACAUAAGUGCUGAAUUCGUAGCAACCUGUUUUCUUAGGAGAAAAUUGAAUAAGCAGCAUUUUCAUUGUAGAGCUGGAAAUAGCCAUUCAUUUCCUUUUGAAAUUGCCUUCCUUUCUUCACUAUAGUUUUUUCUUUUACUUUUUAUAACCUACCUACCUACC